GAUUUUUCAGACCGCGCACAUUUUUCAGACCACACAAAUUAUUUUUUUUAGGGGUUAAAAUCUGAGCAUCAACGGCGAUGUAGGCUAGGUAAUAAACAUUUAAAAUACUGACAUGUCUGACAACCAAGCCGGAUGUAGCUUAAGGUAGAAUGUUUACAUAAAAACUAUCCUUUAAGGCUACUCGGUGCGGGCGGGCCCUGCUCCAGUUAUGUACCAUGGCGAAAAGAAAGGCAGAGCAGAUGCCCCAGAAAAGGUCUGCCCAACGUUUAAACAUGAGGGACUAGAUGAAAUACUCCAAUCUGACACAAAAUAUGGUCCAGUGUUACACAGAAAACUACAACCUCCAUCUUUGAACUGAUCCUGAAAACAAGAAGAUGAGUAAUGGGAUGAGCGAGGAGGAAAGGAGGGAGAGUAAGAGAAGAGCACUAGACGAUUUUGUGAAGGACCUUAAUGAGGGUCCAGAUCUGAGAAUCAACAACAGCAUUGUAACGUUCACCAGUCUGGCUUCUUCAGACAACCUGAGACAACACUACGAGAAUAGAAAGAUGAAUACUUGGGGCGAUGCUGCAGGCUGGAUCAAGGACCUGGUGGGGAAGCUAAGUGACAUGACACCAGAUCCUGCACUGGCGGGCCUCGGAGCGCUGGCAAUCGCUGUCCUCAUCGACAUGCUUUGUCCACCUGACGAGAGCAUAAAGGACACUCUGCAAUGUGUGUUUGCUGAGGAGAAGGCCUCUGAGGUCUGGGAUCAGAUUGACGAGUGCUUGAAGAGAUGUAGAAUGCACAUCAACAACAACUCUGAGCUGAAGAACGACAUCAAGAGGAUUGAGUGCCAGCUGAGCGCUGCACUCACCAAGUUGAAGAACUCCAUGGUGAGGGACGGACACGUGUCGUCACAGGCUCUGAAGGCCUGGGUAAAUGGAGCAGCCUUCCACAUCCAGAUGCUGAUUCACCUGGUGAGACUCAGAGGGAUUCAGACCUGUGACCCUGUGGAGAGACUCCUCUCUGAUUACCUGGCCAACCUGGACCUGCUGUUCAAAAAGCACAAGGAAAUGAUCAAAGGAAAGUGCAGUAAAAAAGUUUACUGGGAAAUUGAAACUGAAAAUUUGGUGGUACUAGUAAUAGCACUCUUUGGUGGUACUAGUUAUUACACACAGUAUCAUUAUUGGGUAGAUGAAGAUUCUAAAUGGAGUUUGAUAAAAUGUGGUUUUGAGGGUGAAUAUGACAAAUAUUUUGAGGUUUAUUAUGAUCACAGGUACGAAAGGCAGAAAUGUGAGAUUCAGCAGUACUUCAGAGACAUAAAACAGAACCUGCAGAUGCUGGUUCAUCAAAGAGGCUCCUUUAAUGUGAACCGCUAACACUAAGUAUACCGCUAAGUAUGAAUCAAAACACCAAUGAGAUGUGUCAAGUCCGAGUCUAAACACCUGCAUGACUGAGUAUGUACAGUAUGAGCACCAAUCACCUGAAAAUAAUGAGUAAAAUCAGAUGAUUUUUUUUGUGUGUGACUGAAGGAUUUAUUGUUUGAAUGAAGUUUCGGCUUCAUUAUUGAUAUUUACAGUAAUGCUGUAUAUUUACUAAAUAAUCAAUAAAGAAUCAAAUACUUAUGUGUAAACUGCA
This is a messenger RNA of Alosa alosa (allis shad), 1614 nucleotides long. RefSeq lists its product as uncharacterized. NCBI's taxonomy places the organism in Eukaryota, Metazoa, Chordata, Actinopteri, Clupeiformes, Clupeidae. Bases 375 to 1355 code for a protein of 326 amino acids. The record is from RefSeq and is a predicted model, not a curated record. The transcript is spliced from 2 exons.